ACCGACACCCCGUAAUCUCUCCACGACGCCACACGAAUUCCCACGCGAAUCGUUCCUUUGCUGCUACACCCGGCGAUACCGCAUACCUCAGCCGCUCUUCACGUCGCAACAACCCUCCGUACCAUUGCCGCCGCUGCGCAUCGCGUCGUCCACCUAGCCGGCAGCUACAUAGACUGCUCCCAUCUCCAAUUUUUAGACUUAAUAUCCUCCUCGACCGUUCAGCGGGUGGUGCCGUGGGCCACCCCGUUUCUUCAUAAUGCUUCUCCCCAAAGGCGGCGUCAGCUGGAAGGCUGCGAGAGCACAGCUUCCUCCCGCAAGGGCACUAUGGGCUAUCCUCACAAAGACACGAUUCCUCCUCCUCGUUGCCGUAACAGGAGUGGUGCUAUUACUAUGGCGCGGCAUCAGCACAGGCGCCUCCGAGAUGCAAAGUUUCUACUGCUGGGGUCCCUCAAAACCGCCAAUGGAGAUGACGCUUAACGAGCAACAAGCUUGGAAUGCUCACCUCCAUACUCCUGUCAUCUUCAACCACCACGCUCCGCUAGAAAUUAACUCGUCCACCAUCAGCCACGUCGACCUCAACCCCGUCAAGUCCACCACCAAGGCCGUCGCCAACGAGGAGCGCAUCCUGAUCCUCACCCCUCUCAAGGACGCCUCCAGGUAUCUCUCCAAGUACUUCGAGCUGAUCGCCGAGCUUACCUACCCCCACCACCUCAUCGAUCUUGCCUUCCUUGUCAGCGACUCUACCGAUGACACUCUUGCUGUCCUCGCUUCCGAGCUGGACCGCAUCCAGAAGCGCCCCGACCAGAUCCCCUUCCACAGCGCCAUGGUUGUCGAGAAGGAUUUCGACUUCAAGCUGAGCCAGAAUGUUGAGGAGCGCCACUCGUUCGCUGCCCAGGGUCCUCGUCGCAAGGCCAUGGGUCGUGCGCGCAACUACCUACUUUCUGCUGCCCUGAAGCCCGAGCACUCCUGGGUUUACUGGAGAGAUGUGGAUAUUGUUGACAGCCCCAAGAAGAUCCUAGAGGAUUUUAUUGCCCACGAUAAGGACAUUCUUGUUCCCAACAUUUGGUUCCACCGCUACCAGAACGGCCGCGAUAUCGAGGGCAGAUUCGACUACAACUCUUGGGUCGAGUCCGAUAAGGGUCGCAGACUUGCUUCUAGCCUUGACAAGGAUGUUGUUCUCGCUGAAGGCUACAAGGAGUACGACACCGGCCGCACUUACAUGGCUAGAAUGGGCGACUGGCGCGACGACAAGGACGUCGAGAUUGAGCUUGACGGUAUCGGUGGCGUGAAUAUUCUUGUCAAGGCCGAUGUCCACCGUUCUGGUAUCAACUUCCCCUGCUACGCUUUCGAGAACCAGGCCGAGACGGAGGGUUUCGCCAAGAUGGCCAAGCGCGCCGGCUACCAGGUCAUCGGUCUUCCCAACUACGUUGUUUGGCACAUUGACACCGAGGAGAAGGGUGGUAACGCAUAAAGAGUCUGUAACCGGAUUCUCUUUGCAUCAACAUCCUGUCUGCACACACCCGAUAAACAUCGCGCGGCGGCGAAGGGGAAACACGAU
Neurospora hispaniola is the source of this 1558-nucleotide messenger RNA. RefSeq names its product putative ANP1 protein. The record is from RefSeq and is a predicted model, not a curated record. Bases 257 to 1471 code for a protein of 404 amino acids. Gene Ontology annotation, cellular component: mannan polymerase complex. Gene Ontology annotation, biological process: protein N-linked glycosylation; cell wall mannoprotein biosynthetic process. Gene Ontology annotation, molecular function: alpha-1,6-mannosyltransferase activity. NCBI's taxonomy places the organism in Eukaryota, Fungi, Ascomycota, Sordariomycetes, Sordariales, Sordariaceae. The transcript has 6 exons.